AUGACCGUGCCUUGGGCAGACCAAGGCUGGUUUGCCAAGUUGAAAGCGGAGCACUGCCCUUCCGUGCUCGUGCAGGAGUGGGGUGAAGAUGAUGCAAGAAAGCAGUCACCAGUCGCUUCGAACCUCGCAAAAAAAGGUGCGUGCAGGUGGAGUUCGUGUAGGCCCGGGGGCGUCGGUCGGUCGGUUUGGUGGGGAGGACAGGAGAAGGAGGAGAAAGAAGGAGAGGACCGGAGCGGACCCGAGAGGGAGGGGAGGGCACAGGGGAGGUGGAGGCGACGUGGUGUCAGCCGGGCUGCAUGUGUGGCUUUAGCAAGCAUGUAA
This is a messenger RNA of Symbiodinium sp. CCMP2592, 321 nucleotides long. NCBI's taxonomy places the organism in Eukaryota, Dinophyceae, Suessiales, Symbiodiniaceae. The record is from the annotation of a GenBank genome assembly.